Molecule: messenger RNA, 2312 nt
Organism: Siniperca chuatsi (mandarin fish)
Lineage: Eukaryota; Metazoa; Chordata; Actinopteri; Centrarchiformes; Sinipercidae
Product: inward rectifier potassium channel 2-like
Exons: 2
Coding region: 586-1902 (438 amino acids)
Biological process (GO): potassium ion import across plasma membrane; regulation of monoatomic ion transmembrane transport
Cellular component (GO): plasma membrane
Molecular function (GO): inward rectifier potassium channel activity
Source: RefSeq, a predicted model, not a curated record
AUUUGACUCCUCUUGUCUUCCACUCAGACAGAUAAUAAUAAACCCUCCAUGUGGGCUCAGAGCCCCAAACAAGCGCUGCAGCUUUCUAUUGGCCGCCACUGAGAGAGGGGCGGGGAUAGGUACACGUGUUUUUAAAGUCUGUCUUUGCAACGACAAACAUCUUCUUCAGUAGCCUAUUGCUGGAGAGGGUAAUGGCAGAAUUUGCAGCGCCAGACGGGAAACCAAGUGAACAUAAUAAAACAGCAGCAAGAAUAAAAGGGACGCAGUGUGCAUAUCUGGCGCAUAUGGGACUUAUUACAACUAGAAAACGAAAGCUUUGCACUGCAAGGACCAACAGCCCACUUCACUGAUGAGGUCUAAAGCAGCCAUCAGAUAGGAGUGACCUGCCCUCACCAAAGGCGCACAGCACGCCUGCAGAAGCACAGGCCCGGUCUCCCCUGUUCCCUGCAGGAUCUAGUCCCGUUGUCCACAUUUUCUGCUUGAGUUUGUACCCGGGAUCAUUCAAAACUGUUUCUCCAACGCUUCUACCAAAAACUUAGACUGUUUUCCAAAGCAGAAUCGGCCCAGCCCUCCCAGGCGGAAGUAAUGGGGAGUGUGCGAAGCCACCGUUACAGCAUUGUGUCCUCCGAGGAAGACGGCAUGAAGCUGGCCACUAUUGCCAUGCCGAAUGGCUAUGGAAACGGCAAUGUCAACAAGGUGCACACAGAGCACCAACAUCAGAGCCGCUUUGUCAGCAAGGACGGCCACUGCAAUGUGCAGUUUAUCAAUAUGAGUGAGAAAGGCCAGCGGUACCUGGCAGAUAUCUUCACCACCUGCGUGGACAUCCGCUGGCGCUGGAUGCUGCUCGUCUUCUGCCUUUCUUUCCUUCUGUCUUGGUUGUUUUUUGGCUUAGUCUUCUGGGUAGUGGCCCUCUCCUAUGGGGACUUAGAAAAUGAGACUCAGAUGUGUGUUUCCAAUGUGGACAGCUUCACCGCUGCCUUCUUGUUCUCAGUGGAGACCCAAACCACUAUUGGCUAUGGAUAUCGCUAUGUGACAGAGGAGUGCCCUGUUGCCGUCUUUAUGGUCGUCUUCCAAAGCAUUGUGGGCUGCAUCAUCGAUGCUUUCAUCAUCGGUGCUGUCAUGGCCAAGAUGGCCAAGCCCAAAAAGAGGAAUGAGACCCUGGUGUUCAGCCAUUAUGCUACAGUGGCCAUGAGGGAUGGUAAACUUUGCCUGAUGUGGCGUGUGGGGAACCUGAGGAAGAGUCAUCUGGUGGAGGCCCACGUCAGGGCCCAGCUACUCAAGUCCCGCACCACUGCCGAGGGCGAGUUUAUCCCUCUGGAUCAGGUAGACAUUGACGUCGGCUUUGAUAGUGGCAUUGACCGAAUCUUCCUGGUGUCUCCAAUCACCAUUGUGCAUGAGAUUGAUGAGGACAGCCCGUUCUAUGAGAUGAGCAAACAGGAGUUGGAGACGUCAGGAUUUGAGAUUGUAGUGAUUCUCGAGGGCAUGGUUGAGGCUACAGCCAUGACUACUCAGUGUCGGAGCUCCUACGUGGCCAGUGAGAUCCUCUGGGGCCACCGCUUCGAGCCAGUGCUCUUUGAGGAAAAGAACUACUACAAAGUGGACUACUCUCGCUUUGAAAACACGUAUGAGGUGCCCAGCACACCCAACUGUAGUGCCAGGGAACUAGCCGAGAAGAAGUGCGACACCUCCAGCUCAAGAAACUCCUUUUGUUAUGAGAACGAGUUGGCUCUCGAAAAAGUUGAGAUGGAAAAGGAGUUUGAGGAGGAGGAAUACAGGGAGGUGAGGGGUGUUGCGGUUGGUGUACUUGAGGACACAAACACAGAUCUGGUGUCAGACUCUGAAUGCAAUAUGGACUCUUUGCCUUUAGAAUCAAGGCCUUUGACAGCAGAAUCAGAAAUAUGAGUUAAAGAAGGGUUAAAUACUGGUAUAUUAAAACCAGCUUGAAUUUGGUCCUGAUUGCGGUUGUUUAUAAUGCAUGACAGUUUGUAAAAGACUGUGGUUUGAGAAUGAAGUUCUCUAUGCAGAAUCUCAUGUACAAGACACCAUGGAAAAAUCCAGACAUGUUAUAUUGUUUAAAGUGGUGAUAAAGUAACUGUUUGCAUGGAGCUAGAGGGAUAGAAUAGGUUAGAUACCUUCACUUACACACUGUGCAGUCUGCCCUCCUUAAAAUAUUUUAGUAGAAUAGCCAGUUGGGUUCAGAAAAAUACAGUUUAAUAGAUCGUUUUUUGUGGCCUAAACUUCACAUAAGGUCAUGACUGGCUAAAUAAUUAAAUAUAUUUGAUUUCAAUUAAAUAGAUUUAAAAAAAAAAAAA